Larimichthys crocea (large yellow croaker) is the source of this 5073-nucleotide messenger RNA. RefSeq names its product complement C3-like. NCBI's taxonomy places the organism in Eukaryota, Metazoa, Chordata, Actinopteri, Sciaenidae. The record is from RefSeq and is a predicted model, not a curated record. Gene Ontology annotation, molecular function: endopeptidase inhibitor activity; protein binding. Gene Ontology annotation, cellular component: extracellular region. The transcript has 43 exons. The coding region runs from base 29 to 5035 and encodes 1668 amino acids.
GAGUGCUUCAGAGCAGGACUCUCCAAUAAUGGCAGAUAUGGGAUCAGGCAGCAGGAUGUGCAGGACUCAGCUCUGGCUGUUGGACUUUCUGGUCUUUUUCGUUCUGGCUUCAUUUGCUGAUGGAUCUCCAUUGAAGUUGAUGGCUGCCCCCAAUGUGUUGCGGGUAGGAACACCAGAAAACAUCUUUGUGGAGUGUCAAGACUGCACUGAUGAUAAUGACAUCAGGGUUGAAAUCAUUGCAAUUACCUAUCCAACCAAAUCCAAAAGACUGGCAUCUACAUCUGUGACCCUCACCCGUGCAAAAAGUUUCCAAGACUUUGGACAAAUUAAGAUCCCUGCUGGUGACUUCAGUAAGGAUCCCAACAUAAACCAGUAUGUGUACCUGCAAGCUAAGUUUCCUGACGCAGAACUGGAGAAGCUUGUCUUAGUGUCCUUCCAGUCCGGGUACAUCUACAUACAGACUGACAAGACCCUCUACACUCCCAACAGCAAAGUUCAUUACAGGAUGUUUGCAGUGACACCCAGCAUGGUGCCUGUGGAGAGGGAUAAUGAAACCCGAUCUGAUGCUUCAAUUGCCAUUGAGAUUGUGACCCCAGAAGGUAUCAUUUUACCACUUGAUCUAGUCUCUCUGAAAUCAGGAAUGCUCUCUGGAGAUUACAAACUCAGUGAAGUUGUCAGUAUCGGACUGUGGAAAGUGGUGGCGAGGUUCCACAACAAACCACAGUUGAGCUACUCUGCACAGUUCGAGGUCAAAGAAUACGUGCUGCCCAGUUUUGAGGUGAAACUGACGCUUGAGAACCCCUUCUUCUACGUGGACAGUGAAGAGCUUACCGUCAAUAUCAAAGCUACAUAUCUGUUUGGUGAGGAGGUAGAAGGGACAGCCUAUGGGGUAUUUGGGGUUAUGCAUGAGGGUCAAAAAAAGAGCCUCCCUAGCUCUCUUCAGAGAGUGCAGAUCGAGAGAGGUGAGGGAACGGUCAAACUGAAGAAAGCAGACAUAAUACAGACCUUCCAAAACAUCUUCGACCUUGUGGGGAGUUCCAUAUUUGUAGCUGUUGGUGUGUUGACGGAGAGCGGUAGUGACAUGGUGGAAGCAGAGUUGAGAAAUAUCCAGAUUGUCACAUCACCAUACACCAUCCACUUCAAGAGAACACCCAAAUAUUUCAAACCAGGAAUGUCCUUUGAUGUUGCGAUUGAAGUUGUGAACCCUGAUGGCACUCCAGGACAAAAUGUAGAUGUAGUGGUGGAUCCGGGUGAGGUGUGGGGCACCACUUCAACCAAUGGCAUGGCAAGGCUUUCUAUCAAUACACAGAAAAAUCCUGAACCAAUGAUAGUCACAGCAAAGACUGCCAUUCCUGGUAUUAUACAUCAAAGGCAAGCAUCAGCCAACAUGACAGCUCUCCCAUAUAACACGAACAGCAACAGUUACAUCCACAUAGGUGUGGAUACAGCUGAAGUGGCAUUAGGAGACAACAUGAAAAUCAAUCUCAUCCUCAACAGGCAGGAAAGCACAGAAAAAAACAUCACAUACCUGAUCCUAAGCAAAGGUCAGCUUGUGAAAUAUGGCAGUUGCAGGGUAAAAAGUCAAGUACUAUUAUCCAAAAUGGUCACCAUUACUAAACACAUACUGCCAUCGUUCCGCAUCGUAGCCUAUUUCCAUACAAAUGAUAACGAAGUGGUAGCAGACUCUGUUUGGGUGGAUGCAAAGGACUCCUGCAUGGGCUCGUUGAAACUGGAAUCUGCAAGAGCUUCUUCAUCCUAUGAACCUCGCAAGAUGUUUCCUCUGAAGGUCACUGGAGAUCCAGGAGCCACUGUGGGACUGGUGGCAGUUGACAAAGGCGUCUAUGUUCUCAACAACAAGUACCGCCUCAACCAGAAAAAGGUGUGGGACAUGGUAGAGACGUACGACACAGGCUGCACGCCAGGUGGAGGGCAAGACGGUAUUAGUGUGUUCUACGAUGCUGGGCUGUUGUUUGAGUCCAAUACUGCUUCCGGGACCCCCUUAAGACAAGAAUUGAGAUGUCCAGCCCCAAGUAGGAGGAAACGAUCCACUGCUAAAGUCACCUCCAGCUUAGCAAGUCAAUAUGAAGAUCAACUGCAGCGUGACUGUUGUUUGGAUGGCAUAAGGAUCAUCCCUAUUUCAUACACCUGUGAGAGACGUAGCGAGUACAUUACGGACAGCCCAGACUGCAUCGAGGCUUUCCUGCACUGCUGCAAAGAGAUGGAAAACCAGCGAGAUGAGAGGAAGCAGGAUAGUCUCCAACUAGCUCGCAGUGAGACGGAUGACAGUUACAUGGACACCAAUGAAAUAGUUUCUCGCACCAAGUUCCCUGAAAGUUGGCUGUGGUCAGAGAUCAGAUUGCCUGCUUGCCCUCAACAUACGCCAAACUGUGACCCCACAUCUGUUUUAAAAAAUAUUCCUUUGCAAGACUCAAUCACAACCUGGCAGUUUACUGGCAUUAGUCUGUCGAGAACUCACGGUAUCUGUGUGGCCAAACCAUUAGAGGUCAUUGUCAAGAAGGACUUUUUCAUUGAGCUAAGGCUUCCUUAUGCUGCUGUCCGUGGAGAGCAGCUAGAAGUUAAAGCAAUCCUUUACAACUACAGCCCUGAUCCUGCCACUGUUCUUGUGGAUCUGAUUGAGGAGAUACAUGUGUGUUCUGCAGCUUCUAAGCAUGGGAAAUAUCAGCAGCAGGUUAAAGUUGGGGCAAAAACUACACAAUCUGUGCCCUUUGUCAUUAUACCCACAAGGGAAGGACAAUACCGCAUUGAGGUCAAAGCAGCCAUUAAAGGCGACUCAUUGGCCACCGAUGGAGUCAUGAAGAUGCUGCGGGUGGUGCCUCAAGGUGUACUCGUUAAAUCUCCUCAGAUUGUAAUUCUGGAUCCUGAAAAAAAAGGCGUAGAUAGUCAACAAGUAGAAAUUAUCAACAGUGGAAUUCCUACGACAAAUUUUGCUCCAAACACGCCUACGAGCACACAGAUCUCUGUGACAGGAAGACAGCAAGAAAAUAUGCUGAGGAAUGACAUUGAUGGGAAAUCAGUGUAUAUUCUGAUCCAGAAGCCUUCAGGCUGUGGAGAAGAGAACAUGAUCCACAUGACUCGAACUGUCGUUGCAACCAUGUAUUUGGACAAAACCAACCAGUGGGAACCUGUGAACACUGACAGACGUAAUGAAGCCCUCCAACACAUCACAACUGGUUACCUGAAUGAGCUGAACUACCGUAAAAGUGAUGGGUCUUUUGCUGUGUAUCCUGAUCAACAAAGUAGCACCUGGUUGACAGCCUAUGUAGCCAAGGUAUUUGCCAUGGCCAACAAUCUGGUGGCAGUGGCAACCAAUGUUAUCUGUGACGCUGUCAGGUUUCUGAUUCUUAACGCACAGGAACCUGCCGGCACAUUUAGAGAAGUUGGAAAGGUGUACCACGAAGAUAUGAUUGGUGACGUGCUGGGCACAGAUUCAGAUGCCUCCAUGACGGCCUUCUGUCUCAUUGCCAUGCAGGAGUCACGCCCACUGUGUGCUGCCACUGUUAGUAGUCUAUCAUCCAGUAUAAACAAAGCAGUGGCCUACCUGGAGAAGCGUCUGCCCAGCCUCACCAACCCAUAUGCUGUUGCCGUGACAUCAUACGCUCUGGCCAAUGAAAACAAACUGAAUCGGGAGAUCCUUUACAGAUUUGCUUCCCCAGCGUUGUCCUACUGGCAGGUACCUAAGGGACGUGUUUACACACUAGAGGCCACUGCUUAUGCUCUUCUGGCUCUGGUUAAGGCUGAGGCAUUCGAAGAUGCCAGACUUGUUGUCAGAUGGCUCAACAAACAGCCAAGAGUGAGUGGAGGUUAUGAAUCAACUCAGGCUACUUUAAUGGUUUACCAGGCUGUAGCUGAUUACUGGUCCAGCGAUAAAGGACCAGAAUACGAUCUAAAUGUGGACAUAUUGUUGCCAGGCAGGUCAAAGCCGGACAAGUUCAACUUCAACAACGAAAACCAGCACGCCACAAGAACAUCUAAAGUCAAAGAUAUAAACAAGGAUGUGAAAGUGAUUGCCACGGGCAAAGGAAAAGCAACACUCACAAUGGUAUCGCUGUAUUACGCUCUACCCAUAGAAAAGGAAAGUGACUGUCAGAAGUUUAACUUGUCAGUGCAGCUCAUCCCAGAGAAAAUGGAGGAGGAGAACACAUACAAGCUGAGAAUAAACAUUUUGUUUAUGGACAAGGAUCGUGAUGCAGCCAUGUCGAUCUUGGAUAUUGGCUUAUUAACUGGCUUCACUCCGAACACAAACGACCUGAGCUUAUUGGCCAAAGGACGUGCCCGCACUAUUUCAAAGUAUAACAUGAACACUGCUGAUUCAGAAAGAGGCUCACUCAUCAUCUACCUGGACAAGGUUUCUCACACACGACCAGAAGAGAUCACAUUUAGGGUCCAUCAGAAACUGAAAGUGGGCGUCUUACAACCAGCUCCUGUGUCUGUCUAUGAACACAACUAUCAACAGAAUAACCAAACACAGUGUAUGAAGUUCUACCAUCCACAGAGGAGAAGUGGAGAGCUACUGCGACUCUGUAGAAAUGAUGAAUGUAUAUGUGCUGAAGAGAACUGCAGUAUGCAAAAGAAGGGUAACAUCAGCAAUGAUGAGCGCACAGCUAUGGUCUGUGAGACUACUCUGACCAUCAAAAUAGAUUUUGUGUACAAAGUGAGAGUGCAAGGGUUUACAGACAGUUUGUCCACUGACUUUUACACAGCGCAGGUGCUGGAAGUUAUCAAAGAAGGAAGUAAUGAUGUGGGUCCUAUGGGUAAACUGCGCACAUUCCUCAGUUAUCAGCACUGCAGACACGCAUUAGAUCUGAGACAAGGCCAUACCUACCUCAUCAUGGGCGCAUCCAAAGAUAUUUACAGGGAUGAUCGGAGUCAAACGUAUCGGUAUGUACUCGGUGAGAGGACCUGGAUUGAGUACUGGCCCACAGAAGCAGAGUGUAAAACAACAAAAUAUGAACCUACCUGUGUGGGCAUGGAGAAGAUGGUCCAGCAGUACAGAACCCAUGGAUGUCAGCAAUAGAGAAACUGAAGAAAAUAAAACUUUCCUUUCAAACUGUU